Molecule: messenger RNA, 993 nt
Organism: Vicia faba (fava bean)
Lineage: Eukaryota; Viridiplantae; Streptophyta; Magnoliopsida; Fabales; Fabaceae
Source: the annotation of a GenBank genome assembly
AUGAUUUUCUUGUUCUUCCUUGUUUUGCUUAUUGGGUUGCAGACAUCAGUAAGAGCACAAACAAUAGGAGUAUGCUAUGGACAAGUAGCAGACAACUUGCCUCCAAAGGAUCAAGUAAUAAAACUUUUCCAAACAAAAAACUUUGGAAGAAUGAGAAUCUUCAAUCCAGAUCAAGCAACCUUGGAGGCUCUACGAGGUUCCAACAUCGAACUUGUCAUCGGAGUCGCGAAUGAAGACAUCAAAUCAAUUGCCAAUGAUAUUUCAUCAGCUAAUGCUUGGGUUCAAAACAAUAUCCUAAAAUUCUCUCAAGAUGUCAAGUUUAAGUACAUUGCUGUUGGAAACGAAAUAGAUCCUGCUAACAAUGAUCAAGCACAAUUUGUUCCCCUUGCAAUGAAGAACAUUGAUGCAGCACUAGCAUCUGCCAACUUGAAAUCUCAAAUCAAAGUUUCAACUGUUAUAUAUAUGGGUUUGUUAGGAAGUUCGUAUCCUCCUUCAGCAGGAGCGUUCAAUGAAGCUUCAACUUCAUAUAUGACACAAGUAGUUAGUUUUCUUGUGGAGAGUGGUGCGCCGGUUCUUGCAAAUGUGUAUCCCUAUUUUUCUUAUAUUGGUAAUAUGAAAGAUAUUUCUCUUGAUUAUGCUCUCUUUAAGCAACCAGGGAACAAUGAUGCUGGUUACCAAAAUCUAUUUGAUGCACAAUUGGAUGCAAUAUAUGCUGCUCUUGCGAAAGUCGGAGGGUCGAAUUUGAACAUAGUUGUGUCUGAGAGUGGAUGGCCAUCUGCAGGUGGAGAUGGAGCCUCUAUUGAGAAUGCUGGAACAUUUUAUACUAAUCUGAUUGCUCAUGUCAAUGGUGGUAAAGGGACUCCAGCCAAACCUGGUCAAGAUAUUGAGACUUAUUUGUUUGCUAUGUUUGAUGAAUAUCAAAAGCCUGGUGCAGAAACUGAAAAACACUUUGGUCUUUUCCAUGCUGAUCAAUCACCUAAAUAUCCAAUAUGA